This is a messenger RNA of Caenorhabditis bovis, 1425 nucleotides long. NCBI's taxonomy places the organism in Eukaryota, Metazoa, Nematoda, Chromadorea, Rhabditida, Rhabditidae. The record is from the annotation of a GenBank genome assembly.
AUGCUUUUGUACAUUGUUACCUGGGAACAAUUGGCAACGGUUGAGGAUGUGACUGUAUUCAUUUCAGCGCCUUAUGACAUAUUUUUUUUCUCUGCUUAUUUUUUCAAUCACUCAAAAAGUCUUGGCGAUUCCGCCUUCGCCCUACUAGUGACAGCGGACUUCGAGGUUCUUGACCAGGUUGAGAAUUUUGAACUAAUCGCAGUAAACUCGACGCAUCGCAUUCCGCAAUCUGCGAAACUAGAGAGAAUUACUCCCCACGAUUCUUGCAAAUGGAUCGCCAUUCUUGCCAAGACUCAAUUAGUUCCAAAUUUGAGUCAAGUAUUCAUAUCGCUUGGUGGGAAACAUGCUCAAAUACCAUUCGAAGUGGCGCCAGUGGCGAACAAACCCGUGGUGAUUUGCAUUUCGCCGUUGUUUGCCGCUGAAAACUGGCCUAAUAUUCUAGUUGCUCUACACGUUUACAAGAAAUUCAAUGCUCACUUGCACAUGUCGAUAAGAAGUGUGAUUUCACCUAUUUUGGAAAUCCUAAAGGUCUAUGAGAAGCAUGGCUAUGUUACUAUUCAAUCAUGGCCAAAGAUUCGCCUUCUGAAUCAUGAGCCUGAUGAUUUUAACGCCAAUUUGAAUGUCGAGUUUCGCAGUCAAGCAGCGUCCCAAACAGAUUGCCUUUUAAGGUACAAGGAAUCUGCUGAGUUUAUUGCAUUCUUGGAUCUUGACGAUCUUCUGAUACCGAGACUUGCCAGCAAUUUCCUUAUGGAAUUUCGAAGCUUCGUAAAUGUCAUGUCCGAUGUUGCAUUCCUUCAAUACAACAAAGAAAAUACCCAGUCAAUUGCUAAUCAAAAGGCCAAUGUUUUCUCAGUGAGUCGCAUGUUGAGAAGCAUCAAAUUCACCCAGAAAAAUGAGACUGGAAAAAUAGUGGCAUUGCCGGCGAAAAUGAACAGCACAUGGAUUCACUGGUCAAAUGACAACUUAAAAAUAUUCCAUGUUCCAAGGGAAAUGAAUGCUAUAACACAUCUUAAGGAUGUUAAAAUGGUUACAAAGAUUGAGGAAGAUGAAGAAGAAAUGCCAACAUUUGGUGAUGGAAACGAGCCAUUAAUGAGUGAAAAAUCCAUAAGAGAAAUCGAAGAAGACUAUCGACAGAUGAGCUGGAAGCCGGAAGUUCGCAAACAUUUACAUCGGCUGCCACGCGGGUUCGCGCUGUCAAAAUUGAUUGGCAAAUGCUACCAGGAAACAUAUUACAAAUUUCAUGCGCGGGAUGAUAAUGCAAAUCUACGGUGUCCAGGACCCGAGAGGUGCAAUCUGACCAGUUACAAGACAAAUUGCUGGAACAGCAUUGCCGAAUACCAUUCAACACGUGACGGGCGACUAAUUAACAUUCAUUUCCUUGAGAAUCAAGAUUUCAGGCUAUCAAAAGACGGGUGUAUUGUUUAA